Messenger RNA from Colletotrichum acutatum, 2689 nucleotides. RefSeq lists its product as uncharacterized. Bases 429 to 2516 code for a protein of 695 amino acids. Lineage: Eukaryota; Fungi; Ascomycota; Sordariomycetes; Glomerellales; Glomerellaceae. The record is from RefSeq and is a predicted model, not a curated record. Gene Ontology annotation, molecular function: protein binding. The transcript has a single exon.
CUGCAACCACUUUGACAGUCUUCACUCUUCCAAAGCCUUCUCUCUCUUUUUUUUUAUUCACGUGUGGCCAGGCUUGGAUCCUAGUGACCUCUUCAAGAGAUAUUCAACUUUGUUGAAGACCCUGUCCUCUCUACCUCUCUCUCCCUUCUACGGAUAUAUCCCUCAAGACCUUGACUCUCGUACAUCUCACCCCUGCCGGAAGAGCGAGAGCCACUUACACGCUUACCCGCACAACGCCAAUAUCCCACGUCCGAUAGUCGAAGCGAAACCCGCGCCGAGCAUAACGCGCCCACCUCCCAACGACGUGCAAGGAAACCAACUUUGAGAAAUCACAAGAGGGAACACUGCAAAAGGAACAAACACGCUCUUCUAUACUACUCGAACCGGCACACUCCCUCUCCUAGUCUGGGCAUGCUGUCGUCGCCAUAAUGCUCGACUCGUCGCCCCAAUCAAAGAACCAGGAGCCUACGCUUCCUCUGGCUGGAACCAAACGUCCUGCCCCAAGCCUUCUCCCGGCAUUUGAACCUCUCUCUUCGUCCCCAGGCUUCCCUAGACCCUCCAAACGACAAGCUCGUCCCGGUUCUGUGGGAGCAAGCAACGCGUACCUGAAAUAUCCCACCCCGAUCCCGACCUCGAGCACCGGCAUACUAUCCUCCUCUCCGCCCCGCGUACACUCAAGACCUGGUGGUCUGUCUCGGACACUCUCUACCGCCUCCGAACGCACUCCCCUCGGUGCUGUGAGCUCCAUCGAAUUGAACGAGAAUGGCGAAACUCUCCUCAUGGGCCGCUCUAGCAACUCGUCCCACUACCAGUUAUCCGCAAACCGCCUCGUCUCCCGCAUCCACGUCAAGGCCCGCUACGUGCCUGCUCCCUCCGCCCUGGAGCCCAACAAGAUUGAAAUCAUCUGCAAUGGCUGGAACGGGCUGAAACUUCACUGCCAGGGCCGCACGUGGGAGCUUCUCAAGGGCGAUUCCUUCACCUCCGAAACAGAAGGGACCGAAAUCAUGAUCGACGUUCAGGACGCCCGCGUCAUGAUCCAAUGGCCGAAGCGGGACCGUCGCGACCGCCUCGCCAGCCCCGAUGAUUCUGCUUGGGGUGACUCGCCUCCUCGCUCCGCUGCCCGCGUUGCUGCCGACCUUUUGCAGUCGAGCCCUUUGCGCCGACCCUCGCGCAUCGAGUCUCCAGACUCACCAACGGCGCAUCUCAGCAGCUCGCAGCGACUUCAAGCUCUGUUGCCCAGGGAAGAUGGAGAAGUGCAAAUCUACGAGGACUCGAGCGCAGACGAGCCCGAGCUUCCCAAGCUGGUUGACUCGGGCACCAUCAUUGGUCAGAGCUUCGCUACCGAGGCCACCAACUCCUUCUCAUCCGAACUCAGUGAGCCGGAAGACGAGAACGCGAACGAUCCUGACGAGGAGAACGACCCGAUUGUUCAUUCUUUUGGACCAUUUGGCGCCGAUAUCUCCAAUCGCCUAGCCUCCAUCACUACUGCCUCUCCCAAAUUCCCUCCUUUCAAGCGGACAGGCCUGCCCACAGUCCGUGACGAGUCUAGACCCUCUAGCCCCAUCUCGGCGCCACCAAAGUCGCCAGAGGAGGCUGAAGAAGGCGAGGUGCUAGAAGAUGAGGAGGAAGUCAAGGAAGCGGAGCCCCCCUACGAGAACCCCACCGUCCGGAACCACGUCGUCAACCAGCUGGCCUUUUCGCGUCUGUCGUCCAACCCGCUGUCAACCAUCAUGAACAACCUGCCGUCAGAAGAGCGCAAGGGGUUGACAAAGGACCAGCUCCGAAGUCUGAUCGAGGCAACGGCAUGCAUUGGCAUUAUCCAACGCCAGGGCAAGGACGCUGCUGGCAAGCAGCUCGAGAGCGAGUACUACUACGUUCCCGAGUUCGACGACGACGACCAGCGCCGCCUUGCCGUGACGGAUGGUCUGCGCAAGCCCAGCCUGCGCGCGUGUCGCAAGCAGCACAAGGUAAGCCCUGCAAUGUUGAGGAGUAAAGAGGUUGAGGUUAACAUGGUGGAUUUUAGCAAUACUACUGGAAGCGCCCCCGUACACCUUGAGCCUUGUUCCAACUACCGCUUUUCAUUCCAUGUUUUUUCUGGGUUUCUAUACCCUUUUUGCCUUGCUGAGGCUGAACUGAUGCCCUGCAUAUACCGAGCAUGGCCUCUCGUUUCUUCCCUCUUGCACAACACCUUUUUACUGUCUAUACCUUGGCUCUCAAAAACCGCCAUUGGGCAAAACCAACUCGUGUGUACUGGAUGCAUAGCGCAAGGCGUUUUUCUGUUUUCAAACACCUCAAAGUAUUACUACUGUACGAUUCCACUAUUACUAUACCUUCGGGACGGGCGGCCUCCAUUAUUUUAUCCCAAAGAUUCCCCCAAAGGCGCGCGACACAAAUUCACCGUAACACGCCCACGCCUACAAACCUGGCCCCUACCCCGAACGCGGACCCCGUUAGACGAGAUACAUGCAGCAUCCAUGUUACGUUCGAUUUGGAAGCGAAGAGUGUGUGUCUCUUGAUUUUUGAUGGAUUUUUUCGUCUCGCCUGUUUCGUCUUUUACACCUGAUUUUUGGAAGGGCUAUACGAAGAAAGAUGGGAUAUGAAUUGGACUGGCGGGUGGUCGGUCACGGAAAUGGGAAAUGAUGAUGGGUGGGACGAAUGGGAUGGGAUGGUGUUGGAUGGAUGGGAGGGG